Messenger RNA from Equus quagga, 1500 nucleotides. RefSeq names its product internexin neuronal intermediate filament protein alpha (gene INA). The record is from RefSeq and is a predicted model, not a curated record. NCBI's taxonomy places the organism in Eukaryota, Metazoa, Chordata, Mammalia, Perissodactyla, Equidae. Bases 1 to 1500 code for a protein of 499 amino acids. Gene Ontology annotation, molecular function: structural constituent of postsynaptic intermediate filament cytoskeleton. Gene Ontology annotation, cellular component: postsynaptic intermediate filament cytoskeleton; cytoplasm; intermediate filament. Gene Ontology annotation, biological process: intermediate filament organization. The transcript has 3 exons.
AUGAGCUUCGGCUCGGAGCACUACCUGUGCGCCGCCUCCUCCUACCGCAAGGUGUUCGGAGACGGCUCUCGCCUGUCCUCGCGCCUCUCCGGAGCCGGCGGCGCGGGCAGCUUCCGCUCGCAGUCGCUGUCCCGCAGCAAUGUGGCCUCCUCGGCCGCCUGCUCCUCGGCCUCGUCGCUCGGCCUGGGCCUGGCCUACCGCCGGCCGCCGGCGUCCGAAGGCCUGGACCUGAGCCAGGCGGCGGCGCGCACGAACGAGUACAAGAUCAUCCGCACCAACGAGAAGGAGCAGCUGCAGGGCCUCAACGACCGCUUCGCCGUGUUCAUCGAGAAGGUGCACCAGCUGGAGACGCAGAACCGCGCGCUCGAGGCCGAGCUGGCCGCCCUGCGCCAGCGCCACGCCGAGCCGUCGCGCGUCGGCGAGCUCUUCCAGCGAGAGCUGCGCGACUUGCGCGCGCAGCUGGAGGAGGCGAGCUCGGCGCGCGCGCAGGCCCUGCUGGAGCGCGACGGGCUGGCCGAGGAGGUGCAGCGGCUGCGGGCGCGCUGCGAGGAGGAGAGCCGCGGGCGCGAAGGCGCCGAGCGCGCCCUGAAGGCGCAGCAGCGCGACGUGGACGGCGCCACGUUGGCCCGCCUGGACCUAGAGAAGAAGGUGGAGUCGCUGCUGGACGAGCUGGCCUUCGUGCGCCAGGUGCACGACGAGGAGGUGGCCGAGCUGCUAGCCACGCUGCAGGCAUCGUCGCAGGCCGCGGCCGAGGUGGACGUGGCUGUGGCUAAACCAGACCUGAGUUCGGCGCUGAGGGAGAUCCGCGCCCAGUAUGAGUCCCUGGCCGCCAAGAACCUGCAGUCAGCCGAGGAGUGGUACAAGUCCAAGUUUGCCAACCUGAACGAACAGGCGGCGCGCAGCACCGAGGCCAUCCGGGCCAGCCGCGAGGAGAUUCACGAGUACCGGCGCCAGCUGCAGGCACGCACCAUCGAGAUUGAGGGCCUGCGUGGGGCCAAUGAGUCCUUGGAGAGGCAGAUCCUGGAGCUGGAGGAGAGGCACAGUGCUGAGGUGGCUAGCUACCAGGAUAGCAUCGGGCAGCUGGAGAAUGAUCUGAGGAACACCAAGAGUGAGAUGGCACGCCACCUUCGUGAAUACCAGGACUUGCUCAAUGUCAAAAUGGCUCUUGACAUUGAGAUAGCAGCUUACAGGAAACUGCUGGAAGGUGAAGAGACACGUUUUAGCACCAGUGGGUUAAGCAUUUCAGGGCUGAAUCCACUUCCCAAUCCAAGUUACCUGCUCCCACCCAGAAUCCUCAGCUCUACCGCCUCCAAAGCCUCCUCCACUGGGCUGUCUCUUAAGAAGGAGGAGGAGGAAGAGGAGGCUACUAAGGUAGCCUCUAAGAAAACCUCCCAGAUAGGGGAAAGUUUUGAAGAAAUUUUGGAGGAGACAGUGAUAUCUACUAAGAAAACCGAGAAAUCAAAUAUAGAAGAAAGCACCACUUCAAGCCAAAAAAUAUAA